Molecule: messenger RNA, 373 nt
Organism: Aspergillus ruber CBS 135680
Lineage: Eukaryota; Fungi; Ascomycota; Eurotiomycetes; Eurotiales; Aspergillaceae
Exons: 1
Source: RefSeq, a predicted model, not a curated record
AUGGUCAAGCGAACUCUCGCUCUUCUGGCCUUGGCUGCUCCGGCCUUCGCUGGUGUCAUUGAACGCGGCGAAGGAAAAGAUAACGGGGACUGGGGCUGGGGUGGUCAUAAGGACAAGCACUCUUCGUCUUCCCAUGUGAAGCCUCCUCCUGAGCCGACCACCACAUGGAAGCAGCCGUCCACCUCGGCCACUUCGUCUUCAACCUCUUCGACCUCUUCGGCUGCUACUUCGGAGACUACUUCUUCCUGGGUGAAGCCGUCCAGCACUCACCACCACCAUAAGCCAACUGAGACGACUGUCGCUCCCAGCAGCAGCAGCUCGGUUCCGGGUACCACGGUGAUCAAUUCGACUCCAUGCACCUGGGCCACCAUCG